AUGCCUAAGGUUGAAGUCACCACCAUCUGUUCAGAUGCAGAAAACUCUCUGUUCACGGUUUCGUCUAGAAAAGAUCAACUAACCCCUGAAGACAACUCGAUAAUUCUUCCAACUAGUAACGAUGAUACUUUAACUGUCAUUAAUAAUAAUCUUGAUACAAACUGCAAGCCAGCAUCGGAAAAUGGCGGCACGGACACUACCACUAUCAUCACUACCAACCCGAAAAACCAAAAAAAUUGUAACAUUAAAAUCACAAAAAAUGCAACUUCAAAUAGGUUACCAAGAAUUAAGAUUUUAGGCACAGGUGGUACUAUUGCUUCAAAGGGUUCAAACUCCUCACAAACAGCCGGGUAUCAUGUGGAUCUUACCAUUCAAGAGUUACUAGAUGCCAUCCCAGAUAUUUCUGAAAUUUGUGAAAUAGAAUACGAACAAUUGUGUAAUGUUGAUUCCAAAGAGAUAUCACAUGUUCAACUAUUAAAAAUCUACAAGGGGAUUAGUAACUCCCUACAAAAAUUUGAUGGGAUUGUCAUCACACAUGGCACAGAUACUUUAGCAGAAACCACAUUUUUCAUUGAAUCAACCAUUGAUUGUGGCGAAGUUCCUAUUGUCUUUGUUGGUAGUAUGCGACCAAGUACCAGUGUAAGCGCAGAUGGUCCAAUGAACUUGUACCAAGCUAUUUGUAUUGCCUCCGAUGCUAAAUCCAAAAAUAGAGGCACAUUGGUUUCAUUGAAUGACCAAAUCAGUGCUGGUUAUUAUAUUACUAAGACAAACGCAAACUCCUUGGAUAGUUUUAAUGUUAGACAGGGAUAUUUAGGUAACUUUGUGAAUAACGAAAUACAUUAUUACUACCCUCCAGUGAAACCUCAAGGCAUCACCAAAUUUAAAUUAAACAUUGAUAAAUCAGAAUCAGAGGCAGAUGCAGAUGCAGAAUUGUUGCCACCAGUUUGUAUAUUAUAUGCCCAUCAAUCAUUCGACAGUACACUAUUGGAUUUAGUUGCUACUAGGUACAAGGGGAUUGUUAUUGCUACGAUGGGAGCCGGUUCAUUACCAGAUAUUGUAAAUGAAAAAUGUUUAGAAUUAAGCAAUAUACCAAUUGUCUAUUCUAAAAGAUCAAUGGAUGGGAUGGUUCCGAUUGCCAAUUUACCUAAUAGGUGUUCCAAUGUGAUUGCUGGUGGAUAUCUAAAUCCUGAAAAGAGUAGAAUUUUGCUACAAUUAUGUUUGUACUCCAAAUAUUCUUUUGAUGAAAUGAGAGAUAUUUUCAAUGGUGUAUACGGAGGUUGA
Saccharomycodes ludwigii is the source of this 1281-nucleotide messenger RNA. It is a transcript of the gene ASP1, whose product is annotated as asparaginase ASP1. The record is from RefSeq and is a predicted model, not a curated record. The transcript has a single exon. Lineage: Eukaryota; Fungi; Ascomycota; Saccharomycetes; Saccharomycodales; Saccharomycodaceae. Gene Ontology annotation, molecular function: asparaginase activity. Bases 1 to 1281 code for a protein of 426 amino acids.